This is a messenger RNA of Perkinsus marinus ATCC 50983, 672 nucleotides long. RefSeq lists its product as hypothetical. The record is from RefSeq and is a predicted model, not a curated record. The transcript has 7 exons. Lineage: Eukaryota; Perkinsozoa; Perkinsida; Perkinsidae. The coding region runs from base 1 to 672 and encodes 223 amino acids.
AUGACUGAUCUCAAGGAUGUAUUGAAGACGUGCCGGCAUCAUGGCUGUGGGAAAAAAUACAUUGACGCUGAUAAUGGUCCGGAGGCGUGCCGGUAUCAUCCCGGUUGGCCUGUUUUCCAAGAUAUAAAGAAGACAUGGACGUGUUGCGGGGCUGUUAAGUAUGAGUGGGAUGAAUUCAUGCAAAUACCAGGGUGCGCUGUCGGCCAACAUACUGAUGUUAAGCCGGUGAAGCCAGGUAUUGGUCAAGCCAAGCCUGAGGAUCAGGUAUCUGGUUCUGUGAGGUCAUCGGUCCCUCAACGUAUCGACCAGCCUGCUGGGGGUGUUGCGAUGCCUUCUUCGGCACCAGUCAGGAUCGACGGUGGUGAGAAGGAUUCCUCUGAGCCUGUGCAGAUCGCUGAGGAGAAGAAGGAGGAAGAUAAGAAACAAGUUGAUAUGAAGCCACAAGUCACAGCAUCGGGCAAAUAUCGUUGUUGUCAUGUUGGAUGUGGUAAGGAGUAUGAUCCCGAGGAUAAUGCUGAUGGUUGUUGCCACUAUCAUGAUGGGAAGCCUAUUUUCCAUGAUUUGAAGAAGGAAUGGUCAUGCUGCGGAGCCCGUAGCUACGACUGGGAUGAUUUCAUGGCGCUCCCGAAAUGCAAGACCGGCAAGCACGAACCCAAAAUGACUAAGGCCUAA